UCAGCUGUCGUCUAACAGUUGGCCGGCGCUGCCCGUCACCACACAAUGCGCUGUGAUUCACUUUAUUCAACGGACAUGUGAAAAAUAUUAUCAAUUAUUUUAAUUUAGUUUUGAACUCAACAGUGCGUGAACCAUGGAUUUUGCUAUUAGGAUUUUUUUUAUAAUACCCAUAUUCGGAACGUACUUUACAACUGCUGAAGAUUUCGGAUACGAUGGAUCAAUAGGCCCAACCUAUUGGGGUGAGCGUUACCAGGAGUGCAGAGGCAAGCAUCAGAGUCCCAUAAAUAUUAACGUGCUUCGCGUGAAACAAGUGGCUCUUCCUGACAUCACGUUUAUAGGCUUUAAUGACCCCAUUGACAAUGUACACGUCACUAACAAUGGACAUACAGUCCUGAUAGAGGUCGAGAAUGAGCCUCACCCUCGAGUAAGCGGUGGACCGCUAGACGGGACUUACGUGUUCAGUCAAAUGCACUUCCAUUGGGGUGAUAAUGAUACUCUGGGUUCCGAGGACAAAAUAAACCACAGAAGUUUUCCUAUGGAGUUGCAUAUGGUGUUCUACAAAGAAGAAUAUAAUACAGUCAAAGAAGCUGUUACACACACCGAUGGCUUGACUGUCUUGGCAUUUUUCUAUGAGUUGGACCGGCAUCAGCAUCCAGCCUAUGACGACAUAACAUCCGCCCUCAGCAAUGUUACCGACCCGCACUCAAGCAUUGUUAUGAAUAACCCAUUUUCAUUUUUAAACAUUCUACCUUACGACCUUAGAAGAUAUUUCACGUACAGAGGGUCAUUGACAACUCCACCGUGCUCUGAAGUAGUCAUUUGGCUGGAUUUUGAACAACCCGUCCGUUUAACUCACGAACAGAUCGAAGUAUUCAGAGAGCUACGAUCGGCCAGUGGAAAGAUUCGGCAUAAUUUCAGACCAAUCCAACCGAUUGGAGACAGAACUGUAUUCUAUAAUAUAGAUAGCAACUAUUAUACUUAUAAUGAAAUCGAUGACCCUGAGGCUCACACUGAGUGGCCACAGACAAGGAAAAGAGGGAACAGUGCUAGUAUAUCUAGGAUUAGCUUAAGCUAUUUUACCUUUAUGCUUAUAUUGUGUAAUACUUUAGGUUAAUUUAAAUUAUACAAAGGAAGCAAAUAUAAGAAGCUACUGUAUAGUUAGAACCAUAGACAAAACAAAAUUUUUGUUUAUUGAUAUUUAUAACCAACCUGUGCUUCUAUGUAGAUUUCAUGAAGCAAUGCAAAAUGAAAGAGAACAGCUGCACUAUA
This is a messenger RNA of Pieris brassicae (large cabbage white), 1269 nucleotides long. RefSeq names its product putative carbonic anhydrase 3. The coding region runs from base 134 to 1114 and encodes 326 amino acids. The transcript is spliced from 7 exons. NCBI's taxonomy places the organism in Eukaryota, Metazoa, Arthropoda, Insecta, Lepidoptera, Pieridae. Gene Ontology annotation, molecular function: zinc ion binding; carbonate dehydratase activity. Gene Ontology annotation, cellular component: cytoplasm. The record is from RefSeq and is a predicted model, not a curated record.